Messenger RNA from Pediculus humanus corporis (human body louse), 1428 nucleotides. RefSeq names its product HpaII tiny fragments locus 9c protein, putative. The transcript has 7 exons. The record is from RefSeq and is a predicted model, not a curated record. Bases 1 to 1428 code for a protein of 475 amino acids. Gene Ontology annotation, molecular function: RNA methyltransferase activity. Lineage: Eukaryota; Metazoa; Arthropoda; Insecta; Psocodea; Pediculidae. Gene Ontology annotation, biological process: RNA processing.
AUGCAAGGAAUGAAAAGGGAUUAUAAUGGAAAAAUUAAAAAUAAUUCGUUGUCUUUGGAAGAUCAAGUUUUAUAUACCACAAUACCAUUGUGGAAAAUUCCCUACGAAGAACAAAUAAAACAAAAAACUCAAACCGCUAGGAAAUAUAUUGCCAAAUUAUGUAAUUUAAUUUUAACGAGGAAUCCAAAUCUUGACGGAUGGAUUCAAAGACAAAAAGAAGAAAACAAAGGUUUUUUGUGUAAAGUAGAUCCUAUGGUUAGAACUUGCAAUCCGAAUGGAUACAAAGCCAAAUGUGAAUUUAGAGUAGGAUUUGAUGAAGUGUCAAAUGAAAGAGUUGUAGGCUUUAAAUGUGCUAAAUCUGGUGUUUUGAGUGUGUGCCCUGGUGAUAGAAUGAUUCAGUUGCCUCAUCAAAUGAAAUUAGUAGUUAAGCUUUUUGAAGACUAUAUCAAACAGUCUCCUCUACCUCCUUAUGUAGUCGAAACAAAAUCAGGUUUUUGGCAUCACUUGAUCGUACGAGUUUCUAUGGCUGGUGAAGUUAUGUUAUUAAUUGAUAUGAAUUCUAAAAAUUUAACUCUUCAACAACUUCAAUAUGUUAAAUCAGAUUUAUCAAAUUUUUUUUUUAAUGGUGAUGGGAGAGUUGCCAACGUUCAAUCAUUAUAUUACCAUCCUCAUAUUGAAGGGCAAACUGAUCAAGUACCUUCUGCAUUAGAAUUAUUAGGUGGAAUGCAGCGUUUAAUCGAACCUGUGAUGGGAACAAAUUUUCAUAUAGGGCCUUUUACACAUUUUUUAACAAAUGCUUGUUCAGCUCAAACGUUUUAUCAAGCAAUAUCUGAUCUCGUUCAACCUGGUCCAAAUGUAACAAUUAUCGAUAUAUGUGCUGGAAUAGGUGCCAUCGGUCUCACAUUAGCUAAGAAAUGUAAAGAGGUAUAUGCGAUUGAAAUGUUAGAACAACAUAUAGCGGAUGGUGUAUUAACUGCUCAAAUGAAUAACAUAACAAAUUUUUCAUUUCUUCAUGGUAUAGCAGAAGAGCAAUUAGGUGAUCUCCUUAAAACUCUAGAAGGUAGAAAUAAAGAAAUUGUUUGCAUAUUGGAUCCACCUAAAUUAGGCGCACAUAAACGCAUAGUAGAUCAAGUUAGAAUGUCGCCUUCUGUAAAAAGAUUUGUAUAUGUAUGUAAUAAUCACAAAAGCCCGGUAAGACUAUUUUUAGAUUUUUGCGCUUCUCCUUUGGAACGAGGAACGUACAAUUUUACAGGAUUGCCAUUUGUACCUGUUAGAAUCAUACCUAUUGAUUUAGCACCGCACACUCCACACUCACAGUUACUUGUACUUUUCGAAAGGUGUUCAUCAUCAACUAGUAGAAAAAGUAAAGAAUUGAAACCUCGAAAACAACCUGAAUUAGAAGAGUUUGUGGUAUAUACUCAAUGUUGA